AUGAUUGGCGCUGGUGGCUUUGUCUCCUUUCAGCUGCUGUCGGAAGGAGUGAUCUUGCCGCAUUGGGUGGCGCUGGUUUUCACAGGCAGCAUCUUUGCAGGCAUUGCCUACGCCUACCGAAGCCAUGGACUUUCAGGUGUUGCCGCGGUCAGCACACAGGUCAUGGCGAUCAUGGCCGUGCAGCUUUCUACCAAACUAGUGCUCCAGACGGGCUUCGUGUAUCCCACGUGCAUCGCUUCGCUGCACUUCCUUUGCGUUUGGCUGGCGUCUUGGGCCGUCGAGCGGCGGUCCGGUGCGAAGGACAGGCUUCUGAUGGACUUAAAGAGUUCCGGUUACGACAAUGCAGAGUGGUACGUGAAGCGGAUUCUGCCCAUUGCGGUGCUCCAGACGUUGAACGUGGUUCUGAACACGUGUUCGCUGUUGUACAUUGGUGCGGGUUUCAAUGCCAUCAUAGGCAUACUGUGCCCAGUCCUCACAGCUUUGGUCUCUGCGACGCUGGGCGCUCGCAUCAACUCCUUGGCUUGGGCGGGAAUGGUGAUCGCCAUUGCGGGAGAUGCCGUGAUUUCCAUCGAGGGCCUCAAGAAUAUUUCCAAGAGCGGCUCCGAGCCUCUCUCCCUCGCAGUCUUUGGUAUGAGCCUGGGUGUAGGUGCCCUCUUCGCGAGGUCAGUCCGAUCGGUGCUCAUGGAUUGUCAGAUGAACGAGUACGCGGCAGACAAGGCUUGUCCGCGAUUAAAGCCGACGCGAGUCGUCGCACUGGCAUCGCCAGCAGUCUUUGUGCUGGGCUUUGCUCUCACGUUGAUUUUGGAGGGCUGGAAGCCUUACAUGGAGCUCCUGUCUCUCAACACUUCGGCGGCACUUCUGCUGGCCUUCAGCACGGCGUGUGCUGUCUACCUCAGCCUCAUGGGCAUGGUCUUGAUUAAGAUGCUUGGAGCGGCGGCAGCGCAGAUAGCUGGGAAGCUCAACAUUCUGGUGACUGUUGCUUUGUCCAGUGCCUUUCUGCAUGAGCGGCUAAGCCUGGGUUUCAUUGUUGGUGCUGCAGCUGUACUGGCUGGUGCGGCAAUCUUUGAGCAUGCCAAAGCCAGCACUGCAUUGCUCCCGAAGACUCUGCGCAGCUCCUACAGCAGCGUCUGA
Molecule: messenger RNA, 1131 nt
Organism: Symbiodinium sp. CCMP2456
Lineage: Eukaryota; Dinophyceae; Suessiales; Symbiodiniaceae
Source: the annotation of a GenBank genome assembly